AUGUACCAGUCCGGUCAUUACUCGAUGUACGCCCCUACGCCUCAGAAGUAUUCCCCCUGGCCACAAGGCACUGCAACGGGUGGUGGCAGUGGUAGUGGCGUUGGCGGUGGUUCUGGCGGCGGUGGAGGUAGCAAUGACCCACGGUCAAUUCCUACGCCGCCGAUUUCGAGUCAGCCCAGAAAGAAGACCAGAGUCUCAGCCACCCCUGAGCCUUCUUCUUCAUACUAUUCGCACAGGCCAGAGCUGAGCCAGAGAAGAGUUGCUAGCCCGCAAAGUGCCGCUUCCGCCGCCGCCUCCUCCUCCUCCGUCUCGCCCUCGAAAGAGGACCCCCGAUACGACAACUAUGACACCAUGUACGAUCACUACCCGCUGAGUGCCGCCGCGUCCGAUGCCGACUCCUCAUACUGGUACUCAAGACAGAGCAGAGACGACCAGGACCGAAGAACCUCCUCCGGUGCACACUAUUCCACCUACGCAACCAAGUCGUACAGCAGACAUUCGACCGAAGACUUCGACAACUCUCCGUACUCGGAUUCCGGCGACUCGCGGGCGGCACGAGCUGGACAACACUACCACCACUCGCGCCGGGGCCAAUCGGCAUAUCCGGAGAGCUCCACCGAUGCCGAAAGCCGCUGGAGUCCCCGCGGAGGGCCCGCCGUGCAACUCGCACCGAGCAGCGAGGCCAGCGCCGUCGCCGCUCGACAAGCAGUCACCGAGCUCUUCCCCGAAUUGAACGAAACCCACUACCCUGGCGACGACUCGAGCCGCUCGGUGGCAGCAACGCCAGCACCCGUCCGGCCCCCGUUCUACUCCGGCUCGUCCUACACGUCGACAACCUCCAGGGGGCGGUUUUCGCCGGCCAUGGUGGAUCCUAGCUUGGGCUCAUCAUACAGGCCGUCUAGCACUCGUUCCCCAUCGCAGAGCGACCGGCCACGGGGACAUUAUGGUGUAAGCUCGGUAACGCCGGAAUCCUUGUACCCAAUGCCCAAAUCGCCCUCCGCGAACUACGAUUCGGCAUACACGUACGCCAGCCACGCCAGCCACCACCACCACCACCACCACGGCCAGCACCACCACAGCCAGCAGCAAGACUUCAAUGACUUCGACGACAGCGACGACGACUGCGACAACUACGACGAGACGGAUGAGGACGACGACAUGUCGGCGAUCGUGAUCCAGAACGGCUCGCCCUACUACGCCGAGUCCUCGGCCUCUCCCGGCGGCGAGUCCCCCGAACCCAUCACCCCAAUGGGCACGAAAUCGUCAUCGCCAGAUGUCGCCAACUCAUCGUCGUCCACGUACCCCCACUCGCGCGGCCAGAACCUUCGUCCGUCGGCCAAGAAAUCGACCACGAGCUCGAGCCCGCGCCGUGCGCGGAAACCCAUCCCGCCAACGGCCUGCGUGCCCGCCAGCGAGAAAUACGACGAGACCGACGCACAGCUGGUAUAUCUGCGGCAGCAGGGUGUGUCCUACAAGACCAUCAAGAUCCAGUUGAACUUGGAGGAAGCCGAGUCAACGCUCCGUGGACGUUUCAGGACGUUGACGAAGCCCAAGAACGAGCGCCUCCGGAAGCCGGUCUGGGCCGAAACAGAUAUCGAACUCCUGUUGGAAAUCGUCGACCCGGACCUGCCACACAUCAAGUGGAAGCAGGUCUCUGACAACAUCGUCGCGCGAGGUGGCAGCUACAAAUUUGGGUCCAGCACCUGCAAGAAGCAGUACCUUGCAUUGGUUCAAGAAGGCCGUGCUCAGCCGUUGAGCGAGGGUGUGCAGACCAGUAAGAGGAGAAAGCACCGCACUGUUAAGCCUGAGUGA
Molecule: messenger RNA, 1812 nt
Organism: Tricharina praecox
Lineage: Eukaryota; Fungi; Ascomycota; Pezizomycetes; Pezizales; Pyronemataceae
Exons: 3
Coding region: 1-1812 (603 amino acids)
Source: RefSeq, a predicted model, not a curated record